Phoenix dactylifera (date palm) is the source of this 2503-nucleotide messenger RNA. RefSeq names its product auxin transporter-like protein 2. The record is from RefSeq and is a predicted model, not a curated record. Lineage: Eukaryota; Viridiplantae; Streptophyta; Magnoliopsida; Arecales; Arecaceae.
GAGGAAAAGCAGGGGGCUAAGAUUAAGAGAGAGUGAGAGAGAGGAGGCAGCGGAAAAAAGGCAGGCAGUUAGGAGGCCAGAGAGGGGGGAAGGAAGAGGUUUCUCUCUGAAUCUCUCCCCUUUACUCUCAUCCCUCCGCCUGCCUGCCUGCCUGCCUGCCUGCCACAUUUCAGCACGAAGGCUCUCAGUUCUUUUCGCUUCUCGUCUGGGUCUGGGGGCGCGCAUUUAGGUCGAAUCGGCUGGGCCCUGGAGAGAGAGAGAGAGAGAGAGAGAGAGAGAGAGAGAGAGAGAGAGAGAGAGAGUGGUUUGCUGGCCGAGGAGUUCAAACGGACCGUCCGUCGUACUCUUUUAUGUCUCACCAACUUUCUAUUCUGUUCACGCUUCUUUCAUUUUGCAUUCCGCUACUCUAUUUCCCAUCGCCACUUGUCGCUUGCUUCCUCUUUCCUGAAAACGGGUGAAUCGAAAAACGAAGAGCGCUCUCUGGGAUCCCCACUGCCCCUUCCCGUUCUCCUAUCUAUCGGUUCCAGAGCGAGCCACGAACGCGCCCUCGAUCCCUUGCUUGCUUCCCUUUCCCCCGUGCGACAUUAAACCGGUGGUGGCGGUACUAAUCGGUGCGGAUCUCGGCCUUCGCUCCGCCGGUCUCGCUCCUGCUGCUGGUGUUGUCGGAGAGGAGACGAGAAGGGGGGAAGGGAUCUCAGCGUCGGCCAGGCGAUAAAGCAAGGACCACGAAAAGAUGCUGCCGCAGAAGCAAGCGGAGGAGGCCAUCGUUGCCAGCUUCAACGAGACGGAGCAGGACGGUAACGGCAAGGAGGAGGGAGAGGAGAGGGCGGAGGAGCCGCAGCCUAUGUUCAGCAUGAAGAGCCUCCUCUGGCACGGCGGUUCCGUCUGGGACGCCUGGUUCAGCUGCGCCUCCAAUCAAGUGGCCCAAGUUCUGCUGACGCUGCCAUACUCGUUCUCGCAGCUGGGGAUGCUGUCCGGCCUGCUGCUGCAGCUGUUCUACGGUUUCAUGGGCAGCUGGACGGCCUACCUUAUCAGUGUCCUCUACGUCGAGUACCGAACCCGCAAGGAGAAGGAGAACGUCAGCUUCAAGAAUCACGUCAUCCAGUGGUUCGAGGUGCUGGAUGGGCUGCUUGGGCCUUACUGGAAAGCCGUCGGUCUGGCCUUCAACUGUACCUUCCUUCUUUUCGGCUCCGUUAUCCAGCUGAUUGCUUGUGCCAGCAACAUAUACUACAUCAACGACCGGCUGGACAAGAGGACGUGGACGUACAUAUUCGGCGCCUGCUGCGCGACCACCGUGUUCAUCCCUUCCUUCCACAACUACCGGAUGUGGUCCUUCCUGGGCCUGGCCAUGACCACCUACACCGCCUGGUACCUCACCGUCGCCGCUCUCGUCAACGGCCAGGUUGAAGGCGCGACGCACUCGGCUCCCACAAAGCUGGUCCUCUACUUCACCGGCGCCACCAACAUACUCUACACUUUCGGCGGCCAUGCCGUCACCGUGGAGAUCAUGCAUGCGAUGUGGAAGCCCCAGAAGUUCAAGUACAUUUACCUGGUGGCGACGCUGUACGUGUUCACGCUGACGCUCCCGUCGGCCGCGGCCAUGUACUGGGCAUUCGGGGACCAGCUGCUGACCCACGCCAACGCCUUCUCGCUUCUUCCCAAGUCGAGGUUCAGGGACGCGGCGGUGAUCCUGAUGCUGAUCCACCAGUUCAUCACGUUCGGAUUUGCUUGCACGCCCCUCUACUUCGUGUGGGAGAAGGUGAUCGGCAUGCAUGGCACGAAGAGCAUCUGCCUGCGCGCGCUGGCCCGUCUCCCCGUGGUUAUCCCCAUCUGGUUCCUGGCCAUCAUCUUCCCCUUCUUCGGGCCCAUCAAUUCCACCGUCGGGGCCCUCCUCGUUAGCUUCACCGUCUACAUCAUCCCCUCCCUCGCCCACAUGCUCACCUAUCGCAAGGCCUCCGCCAGGCAGAACGCCGCGGAGAAGCCGCCCUUCUUCCUACCGAGCUGGACCGCCAUGUACGUGGUGAACGCCUUCGUGGUGGUGUGGGUGCUGGUGGUGGGCUUUGGGCUCGGCGGCUGGGCCAGCAUGGCUAAUUUCAUCGAGCAGGUGGACACCUUUGGGCUCUUCGCCAAGUGCUACCAGUGCCCCAAGGCCCCUGUCGCUGCGCCCGCGCCGCAGAAGCCAGCGAAGCAGCACUGAGCGGCGGCCAAACAAGACCCAUAUAAACCUCCCCUUCAACUUCCUUACUUCUACCAAAAAGUUCUCUGAUUACUCUUUUUGGGCUUUUGUCACCUGUAAUAUACAAAAGAAGGGGGAAGCAACAGAAGUCUGGGUGAUCCUUUCUUCAGUUCUUCGUUAUAUGGUUUCUUCUUCGUCUUCUUGUUUUUUUUUUUUUUUUGCUCCUUUUUAUUGGAUGAUAUAACUUCAAGUUUGAUGGUAUCGUGAUGCUUCCUGUUGCUAUCAAAGCAUAGGUAUAUUAAUAUUAUUUUGGAUCUAGUUUUCUGA